Messenger RNA from Haliotis rufescens (red abalone), 1504 nucleotides. RefSeq lists its product as uncharacterized. Bases 1 to 1266 code for a protein of 421 amino acids. NCBI's taxonomy places the organism in Eukaryota, Metazoa, Mollusca, Gastropoda, Lepetellida, Haliotidae. The record is from RefSeq and is a predicted model, not a curated record. The transcript is spliced from 11 exons. Gene Ontology annotation, molecular function: chitin binding.
AUGGCGGCCGGUCGCCAUUAUUGCGCUGCCUGGCGACGCAAACAGCCAACCGAUGAUAGGACUUUGAAAAGCAAUAUGGCGGCGAUUCUGACCCUGUUGAUUUUAGGUGUGUGCGCGGAGAUUGCUGAAGCGUCCAACUGUCAACCUGGAUCCCCUCCACGGAAUGGACUUCUGAGCUGUCGACAAGACGGAUCAACACUGGUCUGCCAUGCUACGUGUAACGACUGCUACAUGUUCCCAAACAAAGAAAAGGUUAUGACGUCAAAGUGUGACGUCAAUACCGGUCGAUGGGAGGGUGCCAGCACAUUUGAAGACUGUGCUAUUGAGUCAUGUUCGUGCUCCCUCCUCAGCAGCUCCUCCCCCGACACCACGAUGACAGCAUCGACGGUGUACCUCAACAGGUCAGAUAUUUUCGGACCAGAAUUAGCUCGUCUUUCAGCGACUCGAGGAAUCUGGCGGCCAGACAUUGAAGAUGUCGCUCAGUAUGUUCAGGUUAAUUUCAAAUCACUGCACAAGAUAACUGGCGUGGUAACCAAGGGAGACGGCCAUGAUGCCCACGUCAGCCUCUACCGGAUGUUGUUCAGCAUGGACGGGGUCACGUGGUUCCCCUAUACUGAUACCGUGAAAGAUAAGUUUUUCCAGGGUAACUCCGACAGCAGCCACAACCACACUGUGAGUCUCCCCUGCCCCCACAUAGCCCUAUAUGUCCGGAUCAACCCCCUCACGUGGCACCACCACAUUGCACUACACCUCGACCUGCUUGGAUGUCCUUACAUCAAACAAACAGUGAAGCCAGCCAAUGGUGCACUUUGUGAACCCAUGCUGCCACCGAAGCAUGGGAUGACGUCAUGUGAAAAACAAGGACAGACUGUGGUGUGUACCUUCACCUGUCAAAGGGGUUUCAUGUUUGAAACCAACAAACUGAAGAAACCGGUUGCCAUAAAACGCACGUGCGACAUGAGUGUUGGCCUUUAUGAUUAUGGUCCGGUGCCACGCUGUGUUGAGAGAGGACAGUCGGUAUCUUCCAACGCCAAUAUAACGGGAUUCUGUAUAGAGUCACUGGAAGAUUGCGAUGAACUCGGAAACGGAGAUUACCAAUUCUGCGGCGACUGCCACUUCUUUUGUACAUGCUCUGAGCACAUCUACUACGUCAGAGCGUGUCCCGCGCAACUCAAGUUCGACUCGAAGUCGCACCUGUGUGAUUUCUACAGCAGCACGUGCAAACGCACGGGUCGCCACGCCAUGUUACAAAACAAGACAGAUUAGAGAAAACCAAAAACAACACGUGCAUCAACUGAAGUCCGUGCAUCGCAUGAUAAAACAGAUUAACGUAUGUUGUUACACCGCAGCAAGUAAUAACGCAGUUUCCGGCAUUACCAAGCUGCCAUCCGUUCGUGACCAACUCGUGUUAUUCCGGGACAAGCCGAAUAGCGACUCGUGCCCCGCUCAUGGCUAUUUUUGCGACCGGGUUCCGUUUUAGCGCAAACGGGCAUACCUAAAACAA